UCGGACGGACAGUACAUGUGUGGUAGUACACGCCAUUGCCAUAGCAUGCUACGUACACCGGCCCUUCUUGCAGUAAAGAACCUUCACAGCGUAGUUUACAAAGUGAUAGGGUGAGGUCUCUGGGUUUUGUUUUACCGAUGAAAACUAUCUCACAGGUGAGACGAUGGCUUUCAAAGCAGUGAUCUUUGACAUUGGGGGCGUCCUUCUUGAAAGCCCCAUCAAGUACCUGAUGGAGUUUGCAACUAAACAUGGCUUGCCACCGACUUUCAUGCUGGAUGAAAUGAGAAAAGGUGCACCAAAUAAUGCUAUGUGCCAAUGUGAAAGAGGCCAACUUGCAGUCUCACAGCUCGUUGAGGAACUGCACAAAGGUGCCACUGAGUCUGCCAAAAAGCAAAAUCUCUCCAUCCCCAGUGCAUUCAGCGUCACUGAAAUGAUGAAGGGUCUUCUUUGUGACCUCCGACCCCAGAGAGAGAUGUUCAAUGCAGCUAUUAAUUUAAAGAACAACGGUUUUAAAAUCGGCGUUGUGACUAAUGACUUCACUGUAGACUUGCCAACUAUGAACAGCCCGCCAGAGUGUUUCCGUUCUCUUAACAUUGUAUUUGAUGAUUUGGUUGAGUCGUGUCGUACUGGCCUGCGUAAACCAGAGCCAGAGAUUUACGAUCUUGCCUGCAAGAGGUUGGGCGUUGCUCCUCAAGAGACUAUCUUCGUGGAUGAUCUUGGUGGUAAUUUGAAGGGGGCUAAUUCUUUGGGCAUCACCACUGUGCUGUUCAAAGAUGCACAGUCCACUCUCAAGAAGCUUCAAGAACUUACAGGUGUUGAUGUUUAUCAGGAGGCUGACCCAAUCUCAGUUGACACAGAUAGAGUCUGUCAUGGAUUAGUAACUACUAAGGAAGGUGUUCGGUUGCACUAUGUGGAGAUGGGAGAGGGGCCUGCUAUUAUCCUUUGUCAUGGCUUCCCAGAAUCCUGGUAUUCAUGGAGGAAACAGAUUCCUGCACUUGCUAUGGCGGGGUACCGAGUGAUUGCCCUUGAUCAACGAGGCUAUGGAGAUUCUUCAUCACCACCUGAUAUUAAAGCUUACAGUCAUGAUCAUUUAUGCAAGGAUGUCAUAGCAGUUAUGGAUUCCUUGAAUAUCCCAAUGGCUACUUUUAUCGGGCAUGAUUGGGGCGGUGCGAUAGUUUGGAAGCUGGCAAUUGGCUACCCGGAACGUACAAGAGGUGUUGUUGGUGUCAACACUCCAUACUUCCCCCCGAACCCCAACUCUAAUCCUCUGGAGCAAAUGCACAAGAAGCCAGGGGUGUUUGACUACCAGCUUUACUUUCAGACACCGGGUGUGGCAGAGGCUGAAUUAGAGAGCAAUUUGGAGAAGCUGUUCAAGUAUUUCUUCCGAGCGCCAACAAGGCAGGACUACUUUCCAGGAAGGGAGAAGUUAGGAGUCCAUAAUGUGAGGGAAAGAGGUGGAUUGUUGGCUGGUGUUCCUGAUGAUCUUACCAUGCCAUCCCUGAUCACAGAGAAAGAACUGGCCUUUUAUGUGAAGGAGUUUAAGAAAUCAGGAUUCAGGGGCCCACUGAAUUGGUACAGAAAUAUUGAAGAAAACUGGAGAAACUCGCUGAAGUUUGCUGGCCGAAAGAUCUAUGCUCCAGCCUUGAUGGUCACAGCAGAGAAGGAUCUUGUUCUAACUCCAGCUAGUAGCCGCUUCAUGGAACCGUGGGUACCUAAUUUGUCUCGCUUACACAUCAAGAAUUGCGGUCAUUGGACUCAGAUAGAAAGACCCAAAGAGCUGAAUGAUGGUCUGCUUAACUGGCUGAAUGAUCUCCAUGGGAAUGAAACAUCAAUAAAGAGUCCUGACGCCAAGCUUUAAUAAUGUGCGCCCACCAUCUUACAGACAGUAAUUAAAAAUUUACUCUAAAAAUCGUGCAAUAGACCUUUGUCAUGAUGCCCCCAUCUUGGUCAUGUUCCUCAUAUCAAAGAACAAUAAUGUAUGCUAACAAUCAUUUUGCAAAAAGGAACCAGACU
Molecule: messenger RNA, 2013 nt
Organism: Asterias rubens (European starfish)
Lineage: Eukaryota; Metazoa; Echinodermata; Asteroidea; Forcipulatida; Asteriidae
Product: bifunctional epoxide hydrolase 2-like
Exons: 20
Coding region: 164-1858 (564 amino acids)
Biological process (GO): cholesterol homeostasis; phospholipid dephosphorylation
Cellular component (GO): peroxisome
Molecular function (GO): lipid phosphatase activity; magnesium ion binding
Source: RefSeq, a predicted model, not a curated record